CUGUAUGCUUAAAGAGAGUCUGGACAGUGUACCAGGACAGAUAGGUAUCUUUUAUCUUGUUAGAUGCGUGAGAGAGCUGAAGAAGAGACUUUAGAGCACCGGUGAGAAACUGGGAGGGGUGUGUGAGUGUGCGCGCUAGGGCGCGCGUGUGUGUGUGGUGAGGGAGGGAGUGAUGUUGCAAGUCUGCGGUGCGGGGCUGCAUCUCAAUGAGAAACUGGCCAAUGUAAAUCACCGCAAGACAGGAGAGAGAAAGAGAGAGAGAGAGCAGCUGCCGUCCAGACUCUUCUGCGGGACAACAAAGAACUCACAUCACGACUUCUGUCAGCAUAACUCAACAUCUGAAUCGUGACCAUAAACAAUACUAAAUAUUCUUCACCUUUAGCACCCUUGACAGGACAACAUGGAUGAGCAUUUUGACGAGAGGGACAAAGUCCAGCGCAACCGCCGAGCUGGAGGACGGGCGAACGGUCUCAUGAGCCCGACACACAGCGCUCACUGCAGUCUGUACCGGACCAGAACCCUGAAAGCCCUGAGCUCUGAGAAGAAAGCGAAGAAAGUGCGUUUUUACCGCAACGGCGACCGAUAUUUUAACGGCAUAGUGUAUGCCAUCUCAUCCGACAGGUUUAGGACCUUUGACGGUUUGCUGGCCGACCUGACUCGCACUCUUUCCGACAACACCAACCUGCCUCAAGGUGUCCGAUUCAUCUUCACUAUUGAUGGAUCCAAGAAAAUCACCAAUAUAGAUCAACUGGUGGAAGGUGAGAGUUAUGUGUGCUGCUCCACCGAAGCAUUUAAAAAACUGGACUACACCAGCAAUGUCAACCCUAAUUGGUCAGUGAAUGUGAAGGCCCUGGGGUCCAUCAAGUGUCCCACCUCUCUGGCUUGCACCAUAUUAGGGCUGCAUUCCAAGGAGAGCAAAGACUUCAUCAGACCCAAACUGGUCACUGUCAUCCGCAGCGGAGUGAAGCCCCGGAAGGCGGUUCGCAUCCUGCUUAACAAGAAGACUGCCCAUUCCUAUGAGCAGGUUCUCACUGACAUAACAGAUGCUAUAAAACUCGACUCUGGUAUUGUCAAGAAGAUCUACACCCUUGAGGGAAAACAGGUCAUGUGCCUUCAAGAUUUCUUUGGGGAUGAGGACGUCUUCAUCGCAUGCGGCCCGGAGAAGUUCCGUUACCAGGAUGACUUCCUGUUGGAUGAGAGCGAAUUGAAAUCCACUUCCUAUGGAAAAAUGGGUUCUGGAAACAGAAGUUCGGCCCUUUCCGGACGCAGCAAGUCUCCCGCUGACUCAGUAAAUGGGACAUCGGCCAAUCACCUGUCCACACCUCAUUCUGCAAAAUCGCCCAGUCCGUCUCCUGCCAGCCCGGGGAACCUGAACAAACACGGGGGAUCCCAGCAAAGUGGUUCCUCGCUCUCAUUGGCUUCUACCAAAGUCUGCAGUAUGGAUGAGGAGGAAGGACCUGUGAGUGAUGCAGCUGAGCCCGUGGACGAGACACAGAUCCCAACCGUUCCAAGCUCAAUUUCAGAUCGGUACAAAGUUGGCCGAAUGAUCGGGGACGGGAACUUUGCGGUGGUCCACGAGUGUGUGGAGCAUUCGACUGGCAGAGCGUACGCUCUGAAGAUCAUCAACAAAGGCAAAUGCAGAGGAAAGGAGCAUAUGAUCCAAAAUGAGGUGGACAUCCUGAGAAGAGUGAAACAUCCUAACAUUGUGUUGUUGAUCGAGGAGAUGGAAACCUAUAGUGAACUCUACCUGGUCAUGGAGCUUGUUAAGGGAGGAGAUCUUUUUGAUGCUAUCACUUCCGCCAACAGAUACACUGAGCGAGACGCCAGUGGCAUGUUGUACAACCUAACCAACGCUAUCAAGUAUUUACACAGCCUUAACAUCGUCCAUAGAGACAUCAAGCCAGAGAACCUUUUGGUGUAUGAACAUCAAGAUGGAAGUAAAUCGCUGAAGCUGGGAGACUUUGGCUUGGCAACAGUGGUAGACGGGCCCUUAUAUACUGUCUGUGGUACACCCACAUAUGUAGCACCAGAGAUUAUUGCAGAGACCGGGUAUGGCCUUAAGGUAGAUAUAUGGGCUGCUGGAGUCAUCACGUAUAUUCUCCUCUGUGGCUUUCCUCCAUUUCGUGGUACAGAAGAUCAAGAGGCCUUGUUUGAUCAGAUUCUACUGGGCCAGUUAGAAUUUCCUCCUCCAUACUGGGACAAUGUAUCAGAUUCAGCUAAAGAGCUAAUAGUGUCUAUGCUGCAAGUGGAAGUAGAUCAGAGAUACACAGCGCUGCAGGUGCUUGAACAUCCUUGGGUCACUAAUGACGGUCUGUCAGAAAAUGAACACCAGCUGUUGGUGGCAGGAAAGAUCAGGAAGCACUUUAACACAGGCCCCAAACCCUGCAACAACACUCCUGGAGUAUCUGUUAUGACGACCACCGCUCUUGAUAAGGAGAGGCAGAUUUUCCGACGAGGACGCCACCAGAAUGUGAGCGCAGCUCCUCGGACCACCCAGCCGACCUGUAGCCUCCACAUCCCAGCCUUUACACCCCGUCUGUACCUCGACCCGUCCCAGCCGCCCGUCGGGCUCCCAGCCCCCACACUCAAUUCAUGCCCCUCAACAACCACCGCCACGCCCGAGUCUGAGGACUUUUCCGCCUGCUCCACAGAGACUGUUCGCUCCCUCCUCUCUCCUUUCUAGUACUUGAAGGGAAGGGAGCAACUGGAAAGAGCAUUAAGAGGAGAAGGUUUCAUGAGGAUUCGGAUCGCGGCCGAGUGGACCGAUAAACAUUUUGUAAUCCGAUCACACAAUGGUGCACAAAGAGGAAAAUGACUAUGUCAGGAAAGGGGGGUUUCUUGUUUAUUUACGGUCAUUGUAAUAAUUUUUUCAUUUAUUUAUACAUGAUGGAUAGAUUUUUCAUUUUUAUUCAGGUUUAAAUAUCCUCGUUUCUGUUGAGGCACCUUAGAAUGUUUAUCUUGGUCCAGUAUUGCUUAUGUGUUUCAGAAGAAAACUGCAAAGAUGCUAUAAUUGAUAUUUAGUUGUCAGUUAUCAAGCCCAUAAAAAACUU
Misgurnus anguillicaudatus (oriental weatherfish) is the source of this 3050-nucleotide messenger RNA. NCBI's taxonomy places the organism in Eukaryota, Metazoa, Chordata, Actinopteri, Cypriniformes, Cobitidae. The record is from RefSeq and is a predicted model, not a curated record.